CCUUUAUAAUUUAUAUAUUUUUUUCUCUUACAUUCGCUCCAUCGAGCCUCUCGUUUUCUUCCGCAACAAUUUUCUCGGCAGAUCACUACCUCGCUUUUUCUCGGGGAUUUUGCCUCCCGCCAAACACUCCGCAAUCCCCCUCCUCCUCGACUCUAAAUCCUUGCGAUCGCUAAAGAUUCUGUCUCACCUUAAACCGAUCUCUCUCUCUCUCACUCACUCAUUCACUGAUUUGGACAUGGGUGUUACAAUCAGAGAAGUCCACACAAAUUACAACUUGCUCUCUAAUUUGCAGUGGCGUCUCUAAGUUAGUGGUUGUGCUCUGAUUGUGUGCAUAAAUGUCAGUUGGAAAACUCAAGGCUGCCAGUGCUGCAGAUUUAAUGAAAUCAGAGGAGCCGAAUGAUUCUUUGGACACUUUCAUCAGACAAGCUAUUGGAAAAGAACCCUUCCUUUCCUUGUCAAAGCCUGGGGACACUCCAGUCCAAUGGAUUCAAUUGCUCCAUGCCUUAGAUCAACAAGAUCUCCCAGGCUGGCCUUUGCUCACUCCUCUGAAGGUGCAGAUGCAAAAGUGUGAUAAGUGUUCGCGAGAAUUUUGUUCACCCAUUAACUAUCGAAGGCAUAUUCGUGUGCACCAUAGGUUGAAAAAACUUGAUAAGGAUUCUGCUAAAAAUAGGGGUCUAUUAGCAGCAUUUUGGGACAAGCUGUCAGAGGAUGAGGCGAAGGAAGUCAUAUCAUUCAAGGACGUGUCAUUGGAGGAAGUUCCGGGUCCUUCAGUUAUAAAAUCAUUGACAACACUUGUAAAGAGACCAGGGUUUUCUGCUUUGCCACAAGUUUGCUUGAGGGCAGGUUCUGCCCUUCUGGAUAUUGUCCAAACUAGACCUUCAAGGUUUCCGAUAUCUUCACAGGAAUUAUUUAGUAUCCUUGAUGAUGCAAGUGAAAAGACUUUCCUUUGUGGUGCAGCCGUGUCAAUGCAAAAAUACAUUUUUGAUGGGGAAGCAGGAAAGAUUGGUCUUGAAACCAAAAACUUGGUUUCUAGUACAAGCUUCUUGGUGGAACAGAAAUUGGUUAAGGCAUGGCUUGCAGACAAGGAUGCUGAAGCUUUGAGGUGCCAGAAGUUGCUAGUGGAGGAGGAAGAAGCUGCGCAGAAAAGGCAAGUUGAGCUUCUUGAGAGGAAGAAGCAGAAAAAGCUUAGGCAGAAGGAACAGAAAGCAAAGGACCAAAGACAUGGGGAGAUGGAAGUAGUUAAGCAGGACAUGGAUGAUUCAUUGGGGGUUAACAUUCCUGCUGAAACAUCCAGCUCUUUAGCUGCUUGUGAUUGUGAUAGACAAAAUCCAGUCACAUUGACAGAUCAGGUUCUCUUAUCUAUGGAACGCAUUUAUUUUUCCAACCCUCAGGAGGAUGUAGAUUACAAAAUGCAGAUGGGGUUUAGCAAUGGAUAUUGUGAUCCCGGAACUAGUCAGAAUAUUGAAAGACGAAUGGAGCAAGCAGGUGGGCAUCGGCAUAUAGUUGUUGCUAGAUGGAAGACUCCACCUAAAUCACAGCGAGGGGUGCCUACUGGUCUUCAUGCCAGUCAGAAUUCUAUUGGAUUUAAGUUUGGAGGCAUAAAUAAACAUGGAACAAACAGGGAAAGGUUUGCUGCAAUGGGUAAUGGUAAUAAAAUGUGGAGCCGAAAGCCUAAAGCAGUAAAUGAUGGGGAGAGUUUGAAAAGUAGAGCAGAGAAACAAGCAGCAAAUCAACUGGAUCAAAAUAAAAACCAUGAGGUUUUAAUUGGCUCUAUAUCAGUCACACUUGGAAAUUGUAGCCAUCAUGAGGGAAAUAAUCUCACUGAAGCCCAUGACAGGUGCCUGGCAGAGUAUCAAAUACCAAAGAAGAACAAUGUUCACGAGAAAUCCAGCAAACUUGAUCCUGUUCAGGGUGUUACAAACCGAUCAACCAUUAAGUUUUGGAGGCCAGUGAGCCGACAUGAAAGCAAAAGUUCACUGCAAGUCCAAAACGGCAUUAGAGAAUUUGAAGUGGAAGUGAUUGCUGAAAAGGAUGGAGACCAGACAUCCUCUAAUGAAAGCUGUCUAAGGUCAUGGGUAACAGACAGUAGCAAUGGUGUAGUAAGCAUGAAUACUUCGACACUUGAGGAAAGUGUGCAACCAGGAAGCUUGCAGUUUGACAGCCAUGCUGCCAAGGUCUUUCUUGCCGGAAGGUGGAAGGAGGCUAUUGCAGGCGAACAUUUGACAUUGGUUCUCUCCCCGAACCUUGAGCUUCCUGGGUGUUCAGUGGUAGAAAUUGAUUCAUCAGAGAAGUGGAUGGUUAGGGCGGGGGCUUUUGAGGCUUCUACUGGCGGGGCUGCCAAAGGCAAGUUCAGAACGAAGCCUGAAAAGGGUGCAAAGAUAAGGUACAUUCCUAAACAAAGAUCUGCCAUCUAAGACGAGGAGAUAUAUGGGAAUAUUUAUUGUUGAGAUUGCACAGUUUAGCGAAUCAUCAUUAUAUUGUUAGCCAGAGGUUCCAGUUUUACCAGUGGUCUUCUGUCGAAAAAUUGAAGAAAGGUUUUGCCGGAAAAUGUUUUAUAAUUCCGUCCUUUUUUCUUAAGGUGGUAUAGAAGUUUGACUAGUCUUAUGAUUUUUCUGUUCAAAUUUUUUUUGGCUUAAUUGUCUAAAUUUUUGCAGUAAUAAAUUGGGGUUUUAGCUAUUGCAAAGGCCUUUUUUUUUUUGGGGUCAAAGUGGAAGUUCAUCUUUUUUUUUCUUCUACUGCUGUCCUGUUAAGACAUUUUAGAAUGAUUUUUUUUCCCGGCUAA
This is a messenger RNA of Theobroma cacao (cacao), 2782 nucleotides long. Its product is annotated as C2H2-like zinc finger protein. The record is from RefSeq and is a predicted model, not a curated record. Lineage: Eukaryota; Viridiplantae; Streptophyta; Magnoliopsida; Malvales; Malvaceae.